UUUCUCCACCCCUCCACCUUCAUUAAGCAUUGCUGAAAUUUUCCUCUAAACCCUAAGUGCAUUUUUCUUCCUAAACCCAAAAUCUCGCCUUGCUUCCAAUCAAUUGGUGUUGCUGUUUUGCAUCCACUACUACUCCAUCGUGGGUUUUGUUGGGUUUCAUUCGUUUUCUAUUUUUUGCAUCAAGAUGACAGGUAGAGGCAGGGGAAGAGGUAGAGGAAUAUCUCAACCAAUACAAAAAAACCCUACAACAACCCCAUCUCCUCAACACCAAAUUAGGCCACCACCACUAAUAUCUCAACCAUUACAAAAAACCAUUGCAUCUAUUCCAUCUCCCCAUCCUCAGACUAGACCAACAACACUCAUAUCGCAACCAUUACAAAAACCUGAUACCGUUGUCCCAUCUCCUCAUUCCCAAACUAUGCCAACAACACUUAUAUCGCAACCAUUAAAAAAAGUUUGUACAACUGCCCCAUCUCCUCAUUUCCAAACUAGACCAACACUUUCCCCACUCAUUCAUCCCCAAACUAGGCAUGCACCAACUAUAUCUCAACCGAUACAAAAUACCUAUGUAUCAACCCCGUCUCAUUGUCAAUCCCACACUCCUCCUAUAUAUGUCCCAUCUCCUCAUUCCCAAAGUGGGACAUCUGUAGAUAUGCCACAUGAUCCUUCCAUCGAUGACGGGUCACAAGCUAACCUAAACAAUGAGCUUUGAACCAGAAUCCAAAGUGAGAGGUGUUAUCACAAAAAUAUUCAAGGAAAACUUUGGAGGGGCAUGGUCAUGUUGGAGUAGUGUGGAUGACGACACAAUGUGUGCUUGGUUAGAGGACUUUAAGGCAAAAUACAAAUGGCUUGAGAAGGAUGAAGCAAAUAUUAAAAAAAGCUUUAACAGUAGGGGAUCUUUGGCCCUAAAAAAUGCUUUGUUCAAGGUGCAUAAUGGUGAAGAUAUGGGUGAUUGGAUUGGGGAAGAAAAUUUAGAACAAUUGAAAGCUCAAUGGCAAGCUGAGACAUGGCAAAAAAUUUCUAUGAUUAAUAAGAAAAAUAGGCAAUCUCAAGUUGGACACAAUGUGCAUAGUGGAGGAUCCAUAACUGCGAGAGAACAUGUCAAAAAAAUGAGGGUGGAAUUGAAUAGAGAACCAACCAAUUUUGAGGUUUACGAGCGACUUCAUAGGCCAAAAGGGAAACCAGAUGAGUGGUUUAAUGAAAAACAGGCAAAGAUAGCUGAAAUGUACCAAACUCUAAUGUUUGAGAAACAAUCUCAUAAUGGCGAGGGUAGUAGCCAACUGUCUGAUAAUAGUAUAUACAUGGAAGUUGUUGGAGGCAUAAACAAGAAAGGACGCAUAUUUGGAUUAGGAUCUCAAGCUGCAACAAUCAAAGCAUUCAUAAAAUUGUCGUCUACAGAUUGUGAUGUAUCAUCAGAAAAAGUUGUUGCUAUGGAAGCUAAGAUUGAAGCUUUACGAUUGAACUUGAACAAAAGAAUCUUGAACAAGAAAUUAUUAAAAAAAAGAUGGCAUAUGAGUGAUUUCCAGAGCAGAUUCUUUGUUAACGAUGUAGAUAAACUUUGA
This is a messenger RNA of Cicer arietinum (chickpea), 1562 nucleotides long. RefSeq lists its product as uncharacterized. NCBI's taxonomy places the organism in Eukaryota, Viridiplantae, Streptophyta, Magnoliopsida, Fabales, Fabaceae. The record is from RefSeq and is a predicted model, not a curated record.